Durusdinium trenchii is the source of this 1155-nucleotide messenger RNA. The record is from the annotation of a GenBank genome assembly. NCBI's taxonomy places the organism in Eukaryota, Dinophyceae, Suessiales, Symbiodiniaceae.
AUGGCAAGUCCUUCGGAAAUGGAACGGUCCGAGAGAAAACGCCAGUACUCAGCAUUGAGACGGGCAAUCCACCGUGCAGCAAAUCCCGCUCUCACUGCCAAAUUUUCUUUGUGCAAUGACACCGAGCGCUUUGCAAUGCUGAAACAAUGGGUGGUAAACCCAGACACCUCCUCAAUUGAGAUUGAGGAACGCUACGUUUCAUGGGUGGAGGAGCUCAGGACAGAUCGCUAUGUUUCAGUCUCAAUCUUCCAACUCGAGAAGAUCUAUGGGAAGAGUACUGAGGCGAAGAAAUUCAUCGCGGAGCUGUGCAAGGGACACUUGGAUUUCAUCGGCAUGUUUUCUUUGGAAGGGAUCAACUUCUCACCUUGCCAAUCCACCCUUGUUCAAUCCCGUCAAUCCCUGUGCAAAUCAGGACAGGAGGGCACUCCCCAUCCCCAAGCGCCAGAAUCCAAGAAGGGACGCAUCUACAAGGUCCUCAAGGAGGUGAUCCAUGAGCAGAAGCAAGGCAGUACAGGGUCCAGCUCAAUGAGCUUGAGUGGGCGUGUCCGUGGGCAAGCAGCCAAGGAGAUGCUGAGCAAACAGCUUGGCAAGGCUUUGGAUGGCUUUGGUCAGGGAACUCUGGACCUGAAGACUGGCCGGAUCAACCAAAAGAAAGUCAAGAAACCCAAGACACCAGAACAACUUGCACUUCAGGAAUGCAAGGUUCUCCAUGGAAAGACUCUGAUCUCGGACAUCCAGAAGUAUGGUGUUCGCAAUUCCGAUGAAUUGCUUUCGGCUUUGCGAUUGCAUGCUUUGAUUGAACUCACAGAGUCCGGUUCUCCAGUCUUCCCAGGUGCGAACCAAGAUGAUCGCUUGAGAACUGCUUAUGUUGAGUUUUGCCGCGAGUGCCGGAGACACAAGAUCAGCUCCAUCCUUAGAUACUUUGAGCAACACCUUGGCGUCACCUCGCUUGGCAAGAGCGGAAAGAAGUACCCAUCCCUGGCGCAAAAACACCUGAAUGGAGCAGCGGGGUUGGACCAUUUGGUCUUUGACCAAGCUGCAAGACACAACCCACUUCUCCUGAGCACCUAUGGAGAAGAAGAUUUUGUGCCUUGUUGGACAUGGACACUGGAACUGGUGAACCUUACAUCAGUCACACGUUUUGCAAUGAGCUAA